Fusarium verticillioides 7600 is the source of this 1167-nucleotide messenger RNA. Its product is annotated as phospholipid-translocating ATPase. Lineage: Eukaryota; Fungi; Ascomycota; Sordariomycetes; Hypocreales; Nectriaceae. Gene Ontology annotation, biological process: post-Golgi vesicle-mediated transport; endocytic recycling; phospholipid translocation. Gene Ontology annotation, cellular component: plasma membrane. The coding region runs from base 1 to 1167 and encodes 388 amino acids. The record is from RefSeq and is a predicted model, not a curated record. Gene Ontology annotation, molecular function: ATP binding; ATPase-coupled intramembrane lipid carrier activity; ATP hydrolysis activity. The transcript has 2 exons.
AUGUUGCAAGUCAACUCGGUCAUUUGCUGCCGUGCCUCUCCAGCGCAGAAAGCACUGCUGGUAAGCACCGUCCGGUCUCGUCUCAAGAAGUACCAUGGCAGGAAACGUCGAGGCCUGACCCUGGCCAUCGGCGACGGUGCAAAUGACUUGGCCAUGAUCUCAGCCAGCCACGUGGGCAUCGGCAUAUCUGGAAAGGAAGGUCUUCAAGCAGCUCGUGUGGCAGACUAUGCCAUUGCUCAAUUUCGGUUUCUGCAGAGGAUGCUGCUUGUCCACGGACGAUGGAAUUACAUUCGUACCGCCAAGUUCAUUCUUUACACGUUCUGGAAGGAAAUGUUCUUCUACCUGCCAACAGCGCAGUAUCAAAGAUAUACUGGCUACAGCGGCACGUCUCUGUAUGAAGCUACCAGUCUGACUGUUUUCAACACCCUUUUUACGAGUCUCUGCGUUAUCUGUAUGGGAAUUUGGGAGCAAGAUCUCAGCGCUGAGACACUGCUGGCCGUUCCCGAGCUUUAUGUCUACGGGCAGCGCAACCAGGGCCUCAACAUAUGGAAGUUUGGUCGAUGGAUGCUUCUCGGUGCCAUUGAGGGUGUGGUCUGUUGGUAUGGCGUCUGGGCUGGCUAUGGUUGGAUCUCACCAGCAGCGCGCGACCAAGGUUUGUAUGCCCUGGGGACGCUCACAUUUUCAGUUGGAGUUCUCUGGAUCAACUGGAAACUUUUCAUUUUCGAAACCCAUUACAAGUCUACCAUUGUCAUGGUAUCUUUCUUUGUUACUACUAUCGGCUGGUUCGCUUGGCUGUGUUUCCUUGACGCAGCCUAUGCGGGUAGCCCGUCCGGGCCAUACGCUAUUCGAAAUAGUUUCACGGAAGUAUUUGGGGCCGAUGCAGUAUGGUGGGCAACACUAUUCAUCGUACUUGGGCUCCUGGGUCUGUUCGAGAUCGUGCUCAAAUGCGUCAAACGUCUUCUCCUAAUUGCUGGACUUUGGGAUUGGCCUCCCUGGGGAAAGAGUCGUCGCGGUGAGAACAUCGAAGAAUGGGACGUUGAGCUAUGGCAGGAGCUAGAGCAGGAUCCGGCGUUACGAGAGCGCUUAAAGCGACUUGCUCGUGAUGAGCAGUUGGAAGAGGAGGAUGAAUUCGAGCACGGCAUAGAGGAAGGGCUCCGGGGACGUUGA